Molecule: messenger RNA, 1935 nt
Organism: Zeugodacus cucurbitae (melon fly)
Lineage: Eukaryota; Metazoa; Arthropoda; Insecta; Diptera; Tephritidae
Gene: Trp1
Product: translocation protein SEC62
Exons: 4
Coding region: 173-1456 (427 amino acids)
Biological process (GO): post-translational protein targeting to membrane, translocation
Cellular component (GO): endoplasmic reticulum membrane; endoplasmic reticulum
Source: RefSeq, a predicted model, not a curated record
ACCAGUUCAGUAUUUUAUUGAAGAUCGACGUAGCGACUAGCAACGAGACUUGGUUUACGGAAGAGACUUAAUUUUUAAUAAAAAUAAAAUAAAGAGUUUAAAAAACACUUUUUACGCGCGUAUUUGAACGAAGUCAAAUAUAAUAAAAAUAAACACAAGUUAUUAAAUAAAUAUGGAAGAGGAAACGCAAAACUACGAAGAGGAGGAGGAGCAAUAUGUUGAAGAUGAUGGUGAUGAGUACACCGGUCCCGGCGAACAGGAGGUUGAAAAGCCGUCCAAAGAGGAAUUCAAGGUCGCCAAGUGGAUGAAGGCAAACGUUAAAUCAAAGAAAACGAAAUUUCUCAGCCACAAUGUACAGUAUUUCAUAUCGAACAAAGCACUGGAUGCUUUGUUAAAGUCGAAAUUCGCACAAGGCGAUGAUGCGCUCUUCACCACACGUGAACAAGCCAUUGAAUUUUUGGAUGUCAUGUUGGAGCAUAAAUUUUUCCAUCGCGCCAAAAAGGUGCCCGUCUCGUUGGAGGAGAUGCGUGGCAGUGGGGCAGCUACAGGUGGCAAAACAACGAAAAACAAAAGUGAUGACAAGGAGCACAAGAAGAAGGAGAAGGAGGAAAAGAAAGAUACCGAGGCUGAAGCCGAAGCCAGUGGUGGCAAUGGCGUUGGAGAUGGCAAUAUAAGCGCUGGUGCCGGUGCAGUAGAGAAGAAGGAAAAGCGCAAGCGAAAAAUACGCUUGGACAUGCAUCAUGAACAGCUUUUCGUUGAUGGUUCUGAGCCAUACAUUUGGAUUUAUGAUCCCAUACCCAUACACUACUGGAUUUACGGUUUAAUAUUGUUGCUCGGCGCUAUUUUGAUCUGUUUGUUUCCGUUGUGGCCACCACUAUUGCGUAAAGGCGUUUACUAUUUGUCUGUGGCGGCGGCUGGAUUCCUCGUACUCAUAUUGACGCUGACAGUAAUACGUUUGAUUGUUUUCACACUCGUAUGGCUGGUGACUUACGGGAAAUUGCAUUUCUGGCUGCUGCCGAAUUUGACCGAAGAUGUGGGAUUCUUUGCAUCAUUUUGGCCGCUCUACGAAAGCAAUUAUAUUGCCGAGGAAGAAAAAACGAAAUCCUCAGAGAAACGCAACAAAUCCAAAUCAAAGAAGAAAGAGAAGGACAGCGAUGCUGAGGAAGACACUGCACCCGAAGCGAUACCACUGGAACCGGAGAAGAUCGAAGAGGUGAAGGAACAUGAUGCGGACAUUGAGUUGCGUCGCCGCAAUGUCGCUGGCGACAGCGCUGCGUGCGCUGAAGAGGCCACGCACAGCAGUGCUGGUGGUGGUGAUGGCGGCGGUGAUAACAGCGAAGCGACUGCUGAGUCAGACGUUAAAGGCUCGCACACUCCAUCUGAAUCCGAUUCGGAAAUCUCUGGCAAGGAUCAAUUCGAGAUCAUCAGUUCGAGUGAAGUGCAUAAUGUUAAUUAAUGAAAAUAAUCCAUAUAUACAAAUUUAAUGCAAUUUACAUUUUUACAAAUAGACAAAAAAUAUACACUAUUAAGCUGAUUUAAAAAAAUAUAUAUAUGUAUGUAUUAAUUGAAUUAUUUUUCGUUUUGCGUCAAAAUGCAGGCACUGAAAUAGUAAAAAUAUAUAUAAAUAAAUGAGAUUUUAUUAAAAAUUAUACAAAAAAGCAGUACAUACCUACACAAAUGAAAUCUCCGACGUAAAAUAGCAUUAAAAACUAGAAUAUUAAAGAAAAUAGGCGCAAUUCAAACUAAAGCUAAAACGCAAUAGCGUUAUUGUGUGAGAUGUUGUAAUAUUAAAUGUCAUUUGUCUCUAAAAUGCUAGAAAACACAAGGAAGGCAAUAACAAUUUUGAGUUGCAAAAAAAAAUUUAAAAAAUGAAAAUAAAGAUUUUUAUGUGCAUAUUAUACGUUUUUUGUAUGGAGUAUCAUAAAGCAUAUUUUU